This is a messenger RNA of Chinchilla lanigera (long-tailed chinchilla), 1815 nucleotides long. RefSeq names its product receptor-interacting serine-threonine kinase 2 (gene Ripk2). Gene Ontology annotation, molecular function: ATP binding; JUN kinase kinase kinase activity. The record is from RefSeq and is a predicted model, not a curated record. Lineage: Eukaryota; Metazoa; Chordata; Mammalia; Rodentia; Chinchillidae. Gene Ontology annotation, cellular component: cytoplasm. Gene Ontology annotation, biological process: innate immune response; protein phosphorylation; positive regulation of apoptotic process.
ACCGCGCCGCCGCCAUGAACGGGGAGCCCAUCUGCAGCGCGCUGCCCGCCGUGCCGUCCCACAAGCUCGCCGACCUGCGCUACCUGAGCCGCGGCGCCUCGGGCACGGUGUCGGCCGCGCGCCACGCGGACUGGCGCGUCCAGGUGGCGGUGAAGCACCUGCACCUGCACACCCCGCUGCUCGACAGUGAAAGAGAUGAUGUCUUAAGAGAGGCUGAAAUUUUACACAAAGCCAGAUUCAGUUAUAUUCUUCCAAUUUUGGGAAUUUGCAUUGAGCCUGAAUUUUUGGGAAUAGUUACUGAAUACAUGCCAAAUGGAUCAUUGAAUGAACUCCUACAUAGGAAAACUGAGUAUCCUGAUGUUGCUUGGCCAUUAAGAUUUCGCAUCCUGCAUGAAAUUGCACUUGGUGUGAAUUACCUGCACAAUAUGAAUCCUCCUCUGCUCCAUCAUGACUUGAAGACUCAGAAUAUCUUGUUGGAUAAUGAAUUCCACGUUAAGAUUGCAGAUUUUGGUUUAUCCAAAUGGCGUAUGAUGUCACUCUCCCAAUCACGUGGUAGCAAAUCUUCACCAGAAGGAGGGACGAUCAUCUAUAUGCCGCCUGAAAACUAUGAACCUGGACAAAAAACAAGGGCCAGCGUGAAGCAUGAUAUAUAUAGCUAUGCAAUUAUCACAUGGGAAGUGUUAUCAAGAAAGCAGCCUUUUGAAGAAGUCACCAAUCCUUUGCAGAUCAUGUAUAGUGUAUCACAGGGACGUCGACCUGACACUAAUGAAGAAAGUUUGCCACUUGAUAUACCUCAUCGAGCUCUCAUGAUCUCACUAAUAGAACGUGGAUGGGCACAAAACCCAGAUGAAAGACCAUCUUUCUUAAAGUGCUUAAUAGAACUUGAACCAAUUAUGAGAACAUUUGAAGAGAUAACUUUUCUUGAAGCUGUUAUUCAGUUAAAGAAAACAAAGUUACAGAGUGCUUCCAGUGCUGUUCACUCAUGUGACCCAAAGAAAACGGAGUCGCCACUGAACAUACCUGUAAACCAUAGUCCACAGGAGGAAUCGUGCGGAUCCUCUCAGCUUUAUAAAAGCAGUUCUUCUCCUACAACUUUUAGGCUUCAGUCAGCUUCUCAGAGCAAAGAUUUUUUACCUGUAAAAACUCAAGACUGCUCUUCUGUGAAGCUGGAUCACUGUCUGGUAAAACACAGUUGGGAUAAUACUGUUUCUGCAUUUCAAAGGGCAACAUUGUGUGAUCACAGGACCACGCUAUGCUCUUCAGUAAUAAAGCCACUCGUGGAUUCAGAGUACCUGCAGCCUGGUAUUGCUCAGCAUUGGAUCCAAAGCAAAAGGGAAGACAUUGUGAGCCAGAUGACUGAAGCCUGCCUUAACCAGUCCCUGGAUGCCCUUCUGUCCAGGGAUUUGCUCAUGAAGGAGGACUAUGAACUUAUUAGUACCAAACCUACAAGGACCUCAAAAGUCAGGCAAUUACUGGACACCACUGACAUCCAAGGAGAAGAAUUUGCCAGAAUUAUAGUACAGAAGUUGAAAGAUAACAAACAGAUGGGUCUUCAUCCUUACCCAGAAAUACUUAUGACUUCUAGAUCAUUAUCUUUAAACUUCCCACAAAAUAAAAGUUUCUAGGUAUGUCUUUUUCAAGAAGAAAGUAAAUUUAUAAAUGGUUAUUUAUGUCCCUGGCACCUAGAUGUUUUUAUAAAAUGCCUGAGUAUUAGAAGUGUUACUGAAGUUUUAGGGGGAUAAAUACAAGUCUCCUGUGACAUUGCAGUAUUUUUUUAAAUUAAUACAAGUAAAAACUUUGCAUUUUGUUACAUGG